AUGGUGAAAGUUGGCUAUGCAUUGGUCUUGACAUUGGAAGGUGUCAUGUUGGUUUUAACAGAGGAUUGUCCUUCCAUUCCUGGUUUAAAUGAAAAUCGAACUGUUCGGGAUGCAUACGAUAGAUGGAUUAGGACGAAUGAUAAAGCUCGUGUCUAUAUCCUUGCCAACAUAUUUGAUGUCUUGGCUUACCAGACUAUGAUGAGAGCUAAAGGUCUGGAACCGGAAAUAAGUGUUACUACCGCUAAGAAGGGAGGAGCAUCCUCCAAAAAGCCUGAUGUUGCUUCCUCUUUACAGAGUAAGAGUAUUCCUUUGUUCAAGAACACUGGUGACGGUGUUAACCAAUCUGAGUAUGUGAGCAUCAUAGGUAGUCUCAGAUACACUACUAACUGCACUAGGCCUGAUAUAGCUUAUGCUGUAGGAUUACUUUGGAGGUUUACAAGUAUACCUAGUAUAGAGAAUUGGAAUGCUAUAGAAAGAGUUAUGAGGUACUUGAAGAAAACCCAGAAUCUAGUAUUACAUUAUCAAAAGUUUCUCAUUGUCCUAGAAGGGUUCAGCGAUGCUGACUGA
Molecule: messenger RNA, 567 nt
Organism: Benincasa hispida (wax gourd)
Lineage: Eukaryota; Viridiplantae; Streptophyta; Magnoliopsida; Cucurbitales; Cucurbitaceae
Source: RefSeq, a predicted model, not a curated record